AUUAAGAUGCAACCUAAAUUCUCCAUAACCACCUUUAAAGUUCUUGGAAAUUUUCAUUUACGUCAAUGAAAGUGCCCUUACGAGCCUUUUUUUUGCGUCCCUAGUCAAUCAAUAACUUAGAAGGAUUGCAUUACAGGUAUAAUAUAACUGCAAGCGUUAUGAAAUAUACAAUAGAGUAUGUGCCAAUAAUACGUAUCGCAUAAUCUGAAUCUCACUUUUACUAACACUAACAAUUUUUUUGCAUUUGCGUUAAUUAGUUCUACUAGAGAAAAAAUGACAGUACUAGUUUUUUGUCCUUGUAGACCUUGUUAUAAAUUAAAAAUGUCAACAAUAGCAGGUUGACAGGUUCGGUAUUAGGUAUUAUGUAGUAUUUCAUUCAUUAUUAGAAUGUCCCAAAAAAAUAUCCCCAGUUUAUUUCUUAGUGUCUUGACACUCUGUAUGUGUUUUUUGUUAAAAUCUGGUUUGUUCACGGGAUAUUUACACGAAAAGCUUUAAACAUAUGCUUUGAAGCAGCUUAAGAACCUUAGUUGUUGCUAGAUUCAAGUCCAAUAAACAUAUUUAGAUUUCCAUUCAUUUAAUCAGUUUCGUCUUUAUUUAUAACAAAACAAAAUUGCCAGUUUGUCUUAUUGGAGAUAACUAUACUUACAGUAAUCAUCACCAACCCUUAACUUUAAUUUAGUUUCGGAAUUUCUUUAAUUGACGAUUCGAUUAGUCAUCGCAAACUUUCUAUCUGUAAACACAUUACGCCUCCGCACGAGGGCCAAUCAAACGCCGCCCUCGAUGGCCUCCCUAUUCGAUCGAUAAAGAUACAUCCCUUCUUUCCGUGGUCGCGUCUCUUUCUUUGAGCCGCCGCCGACAAGGAUGGUGCGACGAUCGGCGAGACACGGCGCACGUGGUCCACGGAGCUCUAUGAUGCUGGCGCGGGCUCUUGGCAACUUCGGAAAUUUUUAGUUGUGUUUAGAGCAGUACGUGCGUAAGUGGUUGGUUGUUUCGACGCCGACGACAAUUUUUAAUCAUUUCUCCGUCGCCGAUGUUUCCUCGUUACGACUUUAUUGUAAAGUGCGUGGGUUUUUUUUUUCGUAACCGUCAGCGAUUGCACAAAUCGAGAGUGCGCGUUGUUUAUUUUGUCGACGGAUAUUCGUUUAUUGAUAAUGCAAUUUCUUGAAAACGUUUCGCGCGAUACCGUCACCGGUCUUAACACUUGGUAGUUGUUGGGUGGCUUUGGAGAUGUGAUACGCGCGGGAUGAUUUUAAUUUAAGGACCUUUAUGUUUUCGUUGUACCGCGCGCGCGUUUAGAAUGUCGUUUUUUAGUUUUACUAGCGGAUAUUUGAGUUCCCCGCCUAGGGAGUCCCCCAUCAAUAAUAACUUGGCGAGGAGCCCGACGAUACCGUUUUGCACCAGCCCGAGCCAGCUGCAAGAGGUGACGCUCGAUCAAGAUGCUACGUCCAGUGCGAUGGGCUUGCGCUCUCCCAACUGCCCGAUGAGGGGUAGAACCGUGAAAGAAUACGAGGAACAAAUGACCAAUCUCAAGAAAGAAAAUUUCAAUCUCAAGCUCAGGAUUUACUUUUUAGAAGAAAAACUGGGAACACACUUUACGCUCGACAGCGAAAAUAUUCUUAAGAAAAAUAUUGAGUUUCAAAUGGAAAUAGCAAAUCUUCAAAAAGAGGUCAGGGAAAAGCACGAACUGCUAUGCCAGGCCGUCAAAGCGAUGGAGUUGGAAGACGAGGAGCACAAGAAGUAUUCGCAGCAUAAGGAGCAACAAGCGCUUGAGAUGCGGCAAGAGCUAGAAGAGUUGAGGACGCAGUUACACGAAUCGAAAAUUGCCAGCACCGGGAUGUCAGUUAAAUCCGAAAAUACCGCGCAUUCGAAUAAACCCAACGACGACAAAGAGGAGGACAGUUACGUUACCCUCCUCGAAGAGAAGCUGAGGUGCAUGGAAUUAGAGAACCAGUUACACGUCCAGAACGAGGAAUCCGCGCAGUUUUUCUACGACCAGUCGCACUCGUUGCGAAACCGUGUGGAGCUCCAGCAGAAGGAGCUCCAGGCAAAAGACGAGACGAUCGACAGGCUCAACCGGGACAUCGACUCCGCCAACGAGCGCCUGGUCGAGUUUGCGAAGAAGAUCAAAGACUACGAGGAGAAACUACAACAAGCGCACCGCGAUUCUCAAAACCGCGCAGUCAAGAUUCAAGAACAGCAGAAGAACCUCGAGGACCUCUACGAGCAGUAUUCCGCCGUCGGCCAGAAGUAUUCAAGCGCGAAAUACGAGCUCGAAAAGGAGAGAAAGUCGGCGAGGCAAACGAAAAUGAUGAGCGACGCGAAAAUCGGUGAGCUGGAGAACGAGCUCGAGAAGAAUAAGCUGCGCGUGAAGGAUCUGCAGAGCAAACUGGACCGCGCCCUCGUCGAGGUCGAGAAGAGCCAAAACCUAGCGGUGUCUACGAGUCCGACGGCGAACUCGCGCAGCUCGAAUAUUGACGGUUAUCUGGUUUCAGUUCCGGACGCAGCAGCAUCUGAUGGAACUGCGCAAAAGGACUCACUACAUGUACCGCUAAACGUGUCCGGUACGUCGUCGACGUCGUCCUCCGCCGCCACCACCCCGGACGGUCGUUGUUUGUCCGCGUUCGAGUCGCUGUUGAGGUCGCGCGACGGCGGCGAGCGACUUUUGCGCGAGUUCGGUGACGUCAGGCGCGAGUUCGUCGCGUACAAACAGAAAAUCGUCAAGUUGAAAAGUGAACAGUUGAAGGCGUGCGAGAUAAUCAAGAGCAUGAUCGACAUGAGGAACCGGGCGAACGAGGAGAUCGCGCAGCUGAAGAAGACGAAGACCGACCUGGAACGGGAGCUGGAGACGCGGGUGGCGCCGCCGCGCGCCCAUGCCGCCGAACUCGACGCCCUACCGACGACCGGAACGCCCCCUUGCGAGAAACAAUUUACCGGAGCGGAAACAAAACAUUCGGAGAUGGUUGACCAGUACAAAGCGUUAAUAGACUCCCUAGAGGCGAAAGUCGAGGUGUUAGAAGAGACGGUCAACGCGAAAGAUUGUCAGUUGCAGAAGGUGCGAGAUCACUACGAAGAACUUCUCGAGGAAAAAGACAACAGAAUCGUCGACUUGGAGUUUGAGCUUCUCUCGGCGAACCAGAGUUCAAUCAAGGACAGAUCCGCAAUGGAGAAAAGCGACUUUGGCACGGAAAAACGCAGCUCCUUUUACCGGCAAGAACUCGAGGAAAAAGACAAGGAAAUCGAACGCUUGAACAACGAGCUGAAAAAGUGCACCUGCUACCUCCAAGAAAUCGUAAACAAGGAACUAUGGGAAAAGAAUCGCGAGAUUGAGAAGCUUCACAAGAAACGCGAAAACGCGGGCGACGUUUCGAAGCUUCGCAAGGUGCUUUCGUUGAAAGAUGUCCAGCUUCAUGUGCUGAAGGAGAAAAUUUCCGAGCUCGGUCUCGAAAUACCGAUACCUGAUGAUGAAUCGUUACAGUGGACGUCGCAGAAUACUGAAGAUCGCGUACGAUCUCUCGAGGAACAACUGGUCAGUGCUAAUGAAAGAGUGGUCGAAUUGGAAGGCGCCGAUAAAAUUAUCGCCGAGUUGAAAGCGACCAACCGAGAAUUGACUCGCGAAAUGCAACAGUGCGAGCAGCUCAGGUUGGAAACAAACGAAGUGUGCUCGGUCCUCGGCACUCGGCUCGAAGAGUUGGCCGUAUUUCUGGACUCUUUGUUAAAACAGAAAUCAGUGUUAGGAUUUCUCGGGUCAGCGAAAAACAAAAAACUGAGGGAGAUAAUCAGCAACAGUCUGGAUUUGUCUAGGUCGUUUUCCGUGAGCCUGAUGGGCAAUCCGGAAGAAAGUCUGGCGCAGCUGUCCAACAUCACGGCCUUUCUUAACGGAUCCGUAUUCCAGAACCUAAGCUUGGCCGACGGUUUUGGUAAAGUAGACGAGGAGAACAGCCACUUGAGCAUCAUACCGUCCAAUAUAACUUUAACCUACGAAAGUCAUUUGUAUAAAAAGAGGGACGAUGCCGAACCCAACGACAAACAGGUGAUCGAGGCGUUAAGGGAACAGGUGGUUAACUUGAAAAGCGAACUGAAACUGAGAGACAAUGAACUGAGCAGAUUGAACAAUAGAGAGAGUGGAAUCGAAAAGUUAUCAGAAUCUGAGGAGGAAAAGCGGCCGUCACAGCUCUUCACUCCAUCCAAGUCUCACACAUCAGCGACCUUGAAACCUCAUAGCGACGUCCAAAGUGAGUCGGAGGCGUGGUCUGAGCCGGAUCGGGUCGUGUCUAGAGCGAGAAUUGGAUUAAAUCACUCCGCUCCGCUUCCGUUUUCCAAAUCCAAGAGACUGAAUUAUAACGAAUCAACAGAAGACGACGACCGCUGCCAGAGCUUUACUGGGAGCAAGAGAAGGGCUAGCGUCAUCGAGCUUCACCAGGAGAUCUGUCGAUUAGAAAACGAGCUCAAGGAGAAUAGCCUCGCAAACCAAAUAUACUGUGAAAAACUGCAAGACAUGAACCAAGAAGUGGACGAAAUGAAACAACGGCUAGCUCGAGUGGAGAAGGAGAAGCAUGAAGCUGACCAACAGAUCACCGAUCUAAAGAAGACGGUGGAAGAAUUAUCGUACUUAAAGGCCAAACUUGAGGACGGCGCACAUUCUAGAAACAAGGAAUUGCUGGAUAAGAUUAACUGCCUGGAAGCUGAGAAGGAAAGCCUCCUGAAGGAUGCGAUGGCGUUUGAGAAGCAGGCUCAGAACGCUCAGAACGAGAUGCAAACGAUGAAAGAAUCCAUAGCCGCGAUGGAAGUGAAUAUCCGAACCGAGUAUGAGAAGGAUCUUAUUGGGAAAUUGAAAGACGCUGAAGAUGUGUUUAUCGCCAAAAUGAGAAAGGUGGAGGAAAAAUACGAAGUCGAGAUGACGAAUAUGUCGGAGACUAUCCAGCACAUGCAUGAGGAGUAUGAUAGGGAUUACGUAAAGAAGAGCGAUGUGGACGUUAAACUCAAAGAGAUUGAAACGUUGGCGUCUGAACUAGCGGAUCUGAAGUUAGCGGUUCAGUCUCACGAAGAUACUAUCGCCGGUUACAAGCGGAGGGAAGCGGAAAUAAAAAAUGCCAUUCAAGAGUAUAACAUUCAAACCGGCGCGCUCGAACGGCAAUACGCCGACGCAGUUCUCGAACGAUCGAAACUGAACGGCGAGAAACUUAUAUUAGAAGAAGAACUAAAUAAGGUCAGGGUGAAGGAAGAGGGUGCGCAGAGGGAAUUAAAAGACACACAGCAUCAAUUGAUGGACGUGAUGGAAAAGUAUCAGGAGCAAGUCGCGACACUGCAAGGUCAACGGUCCAAUUUAGAACUGAAACUCAGCGAAUUAGAAUCGGCAAAUGCGGAUUUGCGCAACAAGCUAAUUAAAAUGCAGACCGGCAAACUGAACCUGAACACGUCGAUGCCGGAUAUUGGAAGCAGACAGCUAGUGCCUUAUAAGAGACAAUGUUCGGAUCAAAACUAUAGUUCGGAGGACAACGCGGAAGAGAUGAGAAGCUUUUGUUUUGGCAGAUCCAUUGCUCAACGUUCUAGAGUGGAAGCGGAGAGAACCGAAGCGAAUUCCUCGCCCGAUUUAGGUAUAGAAAGCGACCACGGCAGGUUUUCGAGUCUAGAGACCCAGUCCAAUAACGUUCCGAGGCCAUUGCUGCAGACCAUUGAGCUGACGGAAUCGAUGAGCAAUUUGUUUGACGAACAGAACAACCAAAUCCAAGCGCCAUCUUGUGCCAACCAGCACUGUUGCCAAACUUCCUUAGACAUCUCGCGCGAAAAUAAUGAACUCAAACGGAAACUUCUGAGGAUGAAACGAGCGUUGGAAGAAACUGCCACUCAAUUAAGCCUGGCCAAUCAGAGGAAGAGGCAAGUGGAGAAGACGAUAUGUAAACAGAUUCACAAAACGAGCCAGGUGUUGCGGAAGGCCAAAGCCAAUUUGGAUUCUGGUUCCGAGAGUGAAGUGUUUCGGAUGUAGUUUUUGUGGGAUUGUAAGUUUUUGUUUUUGUAAAUUUAAGUUUUAAAACUGUAAAAAGAGUGUACACAAUAAAUUUUAUUUUUUGCAAACUGACCCAGAAGUUUAAGAAGAAUGUGUCAUUUGUGCCAAUAGAUUGAAUGAUUCAGGUUUAGUAUGUUAGCAACUUUAAAACCAGUAUUUUUGUGAUAUAAUGUACAUAAAUAUAUUUUUAAUAAUUUGUAUAUAUAGGGUUUUACUGAUUAUAACCGUUUUUUUUAGUA
Molecule: messenger RNA, 6243 nt
Organism: Cylas formicarius (sweet potato weevil)
Lineage: Eukaryota; Metazoa; Arthropoda; Insecta; Coleoptera; Brentidae
Gene: cnn
Product: centrosomin
Exons: 11
Coding region: 1298-5983 (1561 amino acids)
Biological process (GO): chromosome segregation; regulation of mitotic cell cycle spindle assembly checkpoint; microtubule bundle formation
Cellular component (GO): microtubule plus-end; mitotic spindle pole; pericentriolar material
Molecular function (GO): microtubule binding; protein kinase binding; calmodulin binding
Source: RefSeq, a predicted model, not a curated record